Molecule: messenger RNA, 2089 nt
Organism: Corticium candelabrum
Lineage: Eukaryota; Metazoa; Porifera; Homoscleromorpha; Homosclerophorida; Plakinidae
Product: dual specificity tyrosine-phosphorylation-regulated kinase 2-like
Exons: 18
Coding region: 9-1910 (633 amino acids)
Biological process (GO): positive regulation of DNA-templated transcription; peptidyl-threonine phosphorylation; peptidyl-serine phosphorylation
Cellular component (GO): nucleus
Molecular function (GO): transcription coactivator activity; protein serine/threonine kinase activity; ATP binding
Source: RefSeq, a predicted model, not a curated record
UUGAUGAAAUGAAAAAUGUUGGGAUUACAGUCUUCUGCUUAUAUUCGUUUAGAGCUUCUAGAGUCGCAGCGAAACGAGCAAGUUCUUGUUUGAUGCGUCUUACAGGCGGUCUGCGAGAGCUGUACAAGAACGUAGAGCAGUCUCAGAGAUGUUCUCUUUCGUUGCAUGUGGAAGGCAGCUGCACUUCAAGGAAUGGGUGUUUUCUACCAGAUAAAGCUCCACUACUUGCCAGUCGCUAUCGUGUUAUUGAACUUAUAGGAAAUGGCUCAUUUGGAGUUGUCAUCCAAGCAGUGGACACAUUUCAUCCCGACCAUUGUCAUGUUGCAAUCAAAGUGUUUGAUGUAAAUAACAGUGAUUUAGCAUAUCAGGAAGCCAACUAUACUAGACUUUUGAAUCGCGCUGAUCCUCAUGACUGCGUCCACAUAAUUCGUCUCUUGGAUAUGUUCUCUUUUGAUGCACAUGUUUGUCUGGUCUAUGAGCUCAUGUCAUCAUUGCUUCUUCGCCACAAGAUUGAGAUUAUUCCCAGAACUUCUGAGUACAAGAAAAAGAAAUUGAAAAUUAUUUCUAAAAUUGCUGUUCAGAUCUUAGUGAUGCUGCAGUUCUUGUAUCGAAUGAAUGUAAUACACGCAGACUUGAAACCAGAUAACAUUCUGCUGGUGAAAUCUACUGGAAGUGGUGCUGCUUUGAAAGUUACUGAUUUUGGGAAUGCAAUCCAUUGUACACCUGCUGAGAUUGAUCCAUACUUGGAAGAAUUCAACUUGCAAAGUUUGUGGUACAGAGCCCCGGAGGUCCUGCUGGGAGUUAGUGUUUCUUUGGCAAUCGACAUGUGGUCAUUGGGAUGUAUUCUUGCUGAACUGUUUAUUGGACAGCCACUGUUCUCUGGCAGAACAAGAGAAGACAUUAUCAGUGGGAUGAUUAGUCAACUGGGUGACUUGCCUGAAAUUCCUUUUAAGGAAGGCAAAUAUUCAUCGCUUGUUGGGAAACGUUUUGCUGUGUCUACUCUUUCACAAGAAUCAAUGUGGUUUCAGACUGGUGAAAAGCUGUAUGCUAUUUUUUGUAAGAUCAACAAGUCUGGUGUGGCAGAAAGAGAAUUUGCAAGCUUUUUAGCAACGCUGCUGUGCUACUCACCAGAUCUCCGUGCUACUCCAGUCGAGGCACUGCAACAUCCUUUCUUGAAGUUAAUUCUUCCAUAUCGAUAUUUGUCAGACUUGCAUGCUGACUACCCUGUCUACAACCAAUUUGCGCAGCCUCCCCAGGAACAGACAACACUGAGAUCAAUAGAACGCUUGGGACUCUCCAGCUUGUUUCGACUCAAUUUACUUACUCCUUCAAAGAAGCCAGUUGAGCACCUUAAGCCUACAAUCAUGAGCUUGAUGUCUUCUGUAACUUCUUUACCACAUACAGAGGUGACCUCCUCAACUCCGUGUGCAACAAAAUUCUCUGUUGGCGGUGAUGUGAAGGGCAAGCCUGAUCUUGUUGAGGAUUAUGACUGUCUCCUUAGAGAUUGUGGUACUGUUGAUGGUGAUACGAAGGACAAACCUGAUCUUGUUGAGGAUUGUGAUCCUUUCUCUAGAGAUUACGAUGAUGUAUUGAUCAUUGGAUCAACGGAAACAAAUUUUACUGGGGCAAAAGCUACCAUUGCUCUGACUCAGUAUGAUGAUGGUGACCCGUUGCCAAGAAAAAGAAAAGGAAAAAGAGAAAAUGCAGUUAUUGUCUCAAGCAGAAGGAAAAUUUUAUAUGGGAAAGAUCAUCUGACAAUAGAGUAUCCUUCUGGAAUGAAGGUGGAAUCGAAUACGAAAAGGACAAUGGGAUCAGGAUUUCUUGGAGCUGUCGACCCUAGUAAUUCUGAUGAUGACCAGGUCAGUGUCAGCAGGCGUUUCCAUGAAGAAUGCGAUGUCAUCUUGUUUUGACUAAUCUAGUCUCCAUACGCUACUGAAGACUGCCUAGUUAUAAAUUACUGUAGCUUCGAAUUUCGUGCUUUAUGAUUUUAUGACUAUGUACAGACAGUGUGGUGUAGCCAGAAAAUUCUCUUUUUGAUUUUACAGCUAGACUUGUAAAGGUCAAUAUUGACGUCAACGAACACCUCCUA